AUUGAGCAGCACUUCCUGACGUCCCGUGGAGGAAACUGGAGUUUUCCCACAACAGUGUUGCGCAAAAGGUUCAAGGUUGAAACCUGCCAGCGCGGACUGCGUGGACGUCCGUCCUCUCCGCAGAGAGGACAACCCUCCACUUUCUACCGUUAAAUCAGAUGCAGACAGUUGGAAAAACUCAUGAAAGUGUUUCGUGACGAGGCGCAUCCCGCCGGAGGGGAUGAAGAUCCUGUCAGCGGCUGGAGUGUGCGAGGUGUCUCUGUGGGACUCCGAUGAACCCGUGCAGAGAGAAGAGCUGCUCAGAGGCGUGCAGGGGGCUCACGGCCUCCUGUGUCUGCUGUCAGACAAGAUCGAUGCAGAGGUUCUGGAUGCCGCAGGGCCGAACCUGAAAGUCAUCAGCACCCUGUCUGUGGGAUUUGACCACAUGGCGCUCGACGAAAUCAAAAAACGUGGCAUACGCGUUGGAUACACUCCGGACGUCCUGACCGACGCCACAGCAGAGCUGACCGUAGCUCUCCUGCUGUCCGCUGCCCGCAGAUUACCAGAGGGAGUAGAAGAGGUCAAGAACGGAGGCUGGAGCUCGUGGAAGCCUCUCUGGCUGUGUGGUUACGGCCUAUCUGGCAGCACAGUAGGAGUCAUUGGCUUGGGACGCAUUGGCAUGGCCAUUGCUCGGAGACUCGUGCCCUUUGGGGUGAAGAGGCUGCUGUACUCUGGGAGAACAGCCAAAGCCCACGCUGCUGAGGUGAAUGGAGAGUUUGUUCCCUUGGACACUCUGCUGGCUGAGAGCGACUUUGUAGUGGUUUCCUGCUCCCUGACACCAGAAACUCAGGGGCUCUGCGACAAGGCCUUCUUCAGCAAGAUGAAAAACACAGCAGUGUUCGUCAACUCAAGCAGGGGAACUGUGGUGAACCAGGAGGAUCUGCACGAGGCUUUGACCAGCGGAAAGAUAGCUGCAGCUGGACUGGAUGUCACGACACCUGAGCCGCUCCCGACAAACCACCCACUUCUGGCAUUAAAAAACUGCGUGGUGUUGCCACAUAUCGGCAGUGCCACCUACUCCACGAGAGGCAUCAUGGGAGCUUUGUCAGCUCAAAACCUGCUAGGAGGUUUACAGGGCACAGACAUGCCCAGUGAACUCACCUUCUAGCCCCUGAAAACGGGUGCACUGUGCCUGCCGCCUCCAACAGAUACCGGCGCAGUAAGGAAGAGAAGGAAACUAACAAUAAUGCUCGGGUUUAUGUUUGGAACAUGAUAGUUUAACUUCAUGCUGUCGCAGGCACAGAGGUUUGAUAGUGUGCAUUUGAGGAAGGAAAUGCUCUGUGGGAGGUUUUGUCAUAUGUACAGUAAAGUUCUCAAAGUGAAUGAAUAAAUGAUUAAACUAGCAGCACUCCUUAAUAUUUGCUCUUAUCACGAGGAGUUACACUGCAAAAAACAUUUGUCCUUUUGAUUUAAAAUGUCUUUUAAAAGAAACAACUUUACCACUGCUCGCAAUAAAGAUGAUUUAUACCUCU
Molecule: messenger RNA, 1511 nt
Organism: Gasterosteus aculeatus aculeatus (three-spined stickleback)
Lineage: Eukaryota; Metazoa; Chordata; Actinopteri; Perciformes; Gasterosteidae
Gene: grhpra
Product: glyoxylate reductase/hydroxypyruvate reductase a
Cellular component (GO): cytosol
Molecular function (GO): NAD binding; glyoxylate reductase (NADPH) activity; hydroxypyruvate reductase (NADH) activity
Source: RefSeq, a predicted model, not a curated record